Molecule: messenger RNA, 501 nt
Organism: Tauraco erythrolophus (red-crested turaco)
Lineage: Eukaryota; Metazoa; Chordata; Aves; Musophagiformes; Musophagidae
Gene: PMCH
Product: pro-melanin concentrating hormone
Biological process (GO): behavior; chemical synaptic transmission
Molecular function (GO): melanin-concentrating hormone activity; type 1 melanin-concentrating hormone receptor binding
Source: RefSeq, a predicted model, not a curated record
AUGUGUAUCUCAUCAUACAUGUUGAUUCUUUCUCUCUCUCUUUUUUCUCAAGGUUUUCUACUCUCACUUUCAAAAUCUCUGCAAAAGGUAGAAGAUGAAGAUAUGUUGCUAACCACAUUAAAUCUAGGAAAAACUCUUCGAAAUGGAGCUAGAACUGCAAACAGAGGAGCUAUACCUUUGCUGAAGCAUUAUAAGAGUGAAGACAGCAGUAUUUUGGAUGAAGAGGAAGACAGAAACAUGAAGUUUUUGGACAUAGGUUCCAGACGUGAUUUCUUAAAUCAUGUUAUGCCAAUCAGCUUAGGUAGCAAGCAACUACCUUUUCUUGCACUGAAGGGAGCCAUGGCUUUUCCAGCUGACACUGAAAUUCAAAAUAUUGAAUCAAUACAAGAAAGAGAGACUGCAGAUGAAGAAAAUUCAGCUAAAUUCCCUAUAGGAAGACGAGAUUUUGACACACUCAGGUGUAUGCUGGGAAGAGUCUAUCGACCUUGUUGGCAAGUCUGA